This is a messenger RNA of Vitrella brassicaformis, 605 nucleotides long. The record is from the annotation of a GenBank genome assembly. NCBI's taxonomy places the organism in Eukaryota, Vitrellaceae.
CUCAGCCACACCAAAAUGGGACAGGGACCUUCUGCGUAUUUGACGCCUUCAGCUCGGCCAGCAUUUCCUGACACGCAGACCAACCGUAUGUGGGAGGAGUAUUAUCUGUCGUUCACCUACCUUAAGCUUGGCAAUCUGCUCCGUCAGCUGUUUGGUCUGUUCUUCGAUCAUUUCCACCUUCUUGGGCUCUCGGCACGGGACAGGACCGCUGCUGCUGCUGCUGCUGCUGCUGCUGCUGCUGCUGCUGCUCGAGUCGAUGGCCGCCAGCUGAAGGAAGGACAAGUACACACCAGAUGCAUGCGAUAAAGGAAGCAGGCAGGCGGGAGCUCGAGGUUCUGUACUCGAGAGCGGAGCCUGUCCGCGAUGGCCGUCAGUUUAGCGAUCUCUGUGCGGUUGUUGUUGUUGUUGUUGUUGUUGUGUAGUGUCUGCAGAAGGGCUGUCUUGUCCUCCGAGUUGUCCUCGUCCGCCUACAGGCACCCAAACGCAUGCAUUCGCGAGUACGCAUAGAAAUGAAUCCGCAUCCCAUUCAGGAGCAUCACAAAUGGCAGGAGCAUCACAAAUGGCAGUGCCUUGUCGCAUGGCAUGUGCACGCCUCACCAUUGCGG